Messenger RNA from Pecten maximus, 4932 nucleotides. RefSeq names its product collagen alpha-2(I) chain-like. The coding region runs from base 87 to 4679 and encodes 1530 amino acids. Gene Ontology annotation, molecular function: calcium ion binding. The record is from RefSeq and is a predicted model, not a curated record. NCBI's taxonomy places the organism in Eukaryota, Metazoa, Mollusca, Bivalvia, Pectinida, Pectinidae. The transcript is spliced from 9 exons.
CAACAGAUCUGUGUCGGAGACGUCACAGGACGAAGGGUUGGAUAGCAGACGUAUCGAAGACACAGGAAAGAAGUUACAGAUCCCCAAUGCCAAUGAAGGCUACAAAGAGGUCAUGGUACUGGUGUUUGCCUGUGAUUUUGUUGGUGGUUCUACAAAGUGUGACCCUUACUUCUGGUCAGAAUGUGACAUUGGGGUUUCCUGUUACAAGGAGAGCAUUGUUCUACACAGACAGCCUGAGUCUGUCUACUGCACUCAUCAACAAUGUCAAUGAGCUUCCAACUGAUUUUAUCCUUACUGUCGUCCGUGUCUACAUCCACAAGAACUUUGGACAGCCAUCCCAGGGCAGUAUUCUCCUGUGGGAGAGAGUGACAUCCUUCAACUUCAGACUUCUGUUCAAACAAAGGGUCUUUUUUCAGGGGAGUCCAGGCAUCCAAACAAUCUCUAUCAACAAUGCCCCAACGACUGGAGUAGGGACUUUUCUCGGCUGGAGUACCGACGUGGCUUAUGUACCAGUGAGCUUCAGCUACUCUUCCUCGCCGAACAAUGGCACGCUGAUGACCUAUGCAACAGAUGCUAUACUAGCACUGGGCUCACAGAUGGAAUUCUUUAUCAGACCAUUUUUCUUCUCCAUCCAGGCAGAUCUAGAACCAUUUGUACCUACAACAACGACUGCUUCCACUGUUUUGCCUGUUACACUUCCAUCCUCAACACAACUAACAACACCUCAGAUGACCACUACUCAGGUGACACCAACGCGCAUCACCACACCUCCAGUAACUACACCGCAGGUCACAACUACAGCAGGAACAGUGGGAGCUCCAGGAGCUGUGGGACUGACAGGAAGUACUGGACCACAGGGAAAUACUGGAGCUGUAGGACUGACAGGAAGUACUGGACCACAGGGAAACACUGGAUCUGUGGGACUGACAGGAAGUACUGGACCACAGGGAAACACUGGAGCUGUGGGACUAACAGGAAGUACUGGACCACAAGGAAACACAGGAUCUGUGGGACUGACAGGAAGUACUGGACCACAAGGAAACACUGGAGCUGUGGGACUGACAGGAAGUACUGGACCACAAGGAAACACUGGAGCUGUGGGACUGACAGGAAGUACUGGGCCACAAGGAAACACUGGAGCUGUGGGACUGACAGGAAGUCCUGGACCACAAGGAAACACAGGAUCUGUGGGACUGACAGGAAGUACUGGACCACUGGGAAACACUGGAGCUGUUGGACUGACAGGAAGUACUGGACCACAAGGAAACACAGGAUCUGUGGGACUGACAGGAAGUACUGGACCACAGGGAAACACUGGAGCUGUAGGACUAACAGGAAGUACUGGACCAAUGGGACCAACAGGUGUAGAUGGUAUUACAGGCCAACAAGGAAACACUGGGCCAAUUGGUUUGACAGGUUACACUGGACCCAUGGGACCAACAGGUGUAGAUGGUAAUACAGGCCCACAAGGAAACACUGGGCCAAUUGGUUUGACAGGUUACACUGGACCCAUGGGUCCAACAGGUGUAGAUGGUAAUACAGGCCCACAAGGAAACACUGGGCCAAUUGGUUUGACAGGUUACACUGGACCCAUGGGUCUUACAGGUGUAGAUGGUAAUACAGGCCCACAAGGAAACACUGGGCCAAUUGGUUUGACAGGUUACACUGGACCAAUGGGACCAACAGGUGUAGAUGGUAAUACAGGCCCACCAGGAAACACUGGGCCAAUUGGUCGGACAGGUGACACUGGACCAAUGGGACCAACAGGUGUAGAUGGUAAUACAGGCCCACAAGGAAACACUGGGCCGAUUGGUUGGACAGGUGACACUGGACCCAUGGGACCAACAGGUGUAGAUGGUAAUACAGGCCCACCAGGAAACACUGGGCCAAUUGGUCGGACAGGUGACACUGGACCCAUGGGACCAACAGGUGUAGAUGGUAAUACAGGGCCAGAAGGAAACACAGGGCCGAUUGGUUGGACAGGUUAUACUGGACCCAUGGGACCAACAGGUGUAGAUGGUAAUACAGGCCCACAAGGAAACACUGGGCCGAUUGGUUGGACAGGUUAUACUGGCCCCAUGGGACCAACAGGUGUAGAUGGUAAUACAGGCCCACAAGGUAACACUGGGCCGAUUGGUUGGACAGGCUACACUGGACCAAUGGGACCAACAGGUGUAGAUGGGAAUACAGGCCCACAAGGAAACACUGGGCCUAUUGGUUGGACAGGUUAUACUGGACCCAUGGGUCCAACAGGUGUAGAUGGUAAUACAGGCCCACAAGGAAACACUGGGCCAAUUGGUUGGACAGGUUAUACUGGACCCAUGGGUCCAACAGGUGUAGAUGGUAAUACAGGCCCACAAGGAAACACGGGGCCUAUAGGACUGACAGGAAGUAGUGGACCACAUGGAAACACUGGAGCUGUUGGACUGACAGGAAAUACUGGAUUAAUGGGACCACAGGGAAAUACUGGAGCUGUUGGAUUGACAGGAAGUACUGGCCCUAUGGGUACACAGGGAAACACUGGAGCUUUUGGAUUGACAGGAAGUACUGGAUCAAUGGGACCACAGGGAAACACUGGAGCUGUUGGAUUGACAGGAAGUACUGGAUCAAUGGGAGCACAGGGAAACACUGGAACUGUUGGACUGACAGGAAGUACUGGAUCAAUGGGAGCACAGGGAAACACUGGAGCUGUUGGAUUGACAGGAAGUACUGGACCAAUGGGAGCACAGGGAAACACUGGAACUGUUGGACUGACAGGAAGUACUGGAUUAAUGGGAGCACAGGGAAACACUGGAGCUAUUGGACUGACAGGAAGUACUGGACCAAUGGGACCACAGGGAAACACUGGAGCUGUUGGACUGACAGGAACUACUGGACCAUUGGGACCACAGGGAAACACUGGAGAUGUUGGACUGACAGGAAGUACUGGACCAAUGGGACCAUAUGGAAACACUGGAGCUGUUGGACUGACAGGAAGUACUGGACCAAUGGGACCACAGGGAGACACUGGAGCUGUUGGACUGACAGGAAGUACUGGAUUAAUGGGACCACAGGGAAAUACGGGAGCUGUUGGACUGACAGGAACUACUGGACAAAAGGGACCACAGGGAAACACUGGAAAUGUUGGACUGACAGGAAGUACUGGACCAAUGGGACCACAGGGAAACACUGGAUCUGUUGGACUGACAGGAAGUACUGGACCAAGGGGACCACAGGGAAACACUGGAUCUGUUGGACUGACAGGAAGUACUGGACCAAUGGGACCACAGGGAAACACUGGUGCUGUGGGCCUGACAGGAAGUACAGGACCAAUGGGACCACAGGGAAACACUGGAGCCGUGGGACUGACAGGAAGUACUGGACCAAUGGGACAACAGGGAGACACUGGAGCUGUUGGACUGACAGGAAGUGCUGGACCUAUGGGACCACAGGGAAACACUGGAACUGUUGGACUGACAGGAAGUACUGGACCAAUGGGACCACAGGGAAACACUGGAGCUGUUGGACUGACAGGAAGUACUGGACCACAGGGAAACACUGGAGCUGUUGGACUGUCAGGAAGUACUGGACCUUUGGGACCACAGGGAAAUACUGGAGCUGUUGGACUGACAGGAAGUACUGGACCACAGGGAAACACUGGAGCUGUAGGACUGACAGGAAGUACUGGACCAAUGGGACCACAGGGAAACACUGGAUCUGUUGGACUGACAGGAAGUACUGGAUCAAUGGGAAACACUGGAACUGUGGGACUGACAGGAAGUACUGGACCAAUGGGACCAGUAGGAAUUACAGGUAUUGGCAGUACGGGGCCAGUAGGACCACAGGGAAACAUUGGAGCUGUCGGAAUGACAGGUAUUGGCAGGACAGGACCAAUAGGACCACAAGGCAACACUGGAUCUGUAGGAAUGACAGGUGCAACAGGGCCACUUCACCCGGUUAUCAACCAGUGCUUGACUCCAGAUAGAGGCAACUGUACCCAGCUAUGUCGGGACACCUUCGGAUCAUAUCGGUGCGAUUGUUUCUUUGGUUAUCGCCUACAACUUGAUGGACUCACCUGUUUAGACAUUGACGAGUGUAAUGAUUUUGGCCCUUGUGACCAAGUCUGUACCAAUGUAGAUGGUUUUUACCAGUGCACAUGCAAGACGGGAUUUACCCUCAAUGAUGAUGGUCACACUUGUUCAGACUACAAUGAGUGUGAAGGAGACAAUGUUUGUGGAGGUCUCCUUGGUACAAGUGUCUGCAUCAACACAUUUGGUUCCUAUCACUGCCUUUGGUUCAAGGGAGCAAGAGGAAGAAUAAAUGUAAUUAGUAAAGAGGAAUUUCAAGAAGGUGUGUUUUAUGAUGAGGAGGAAGAAGAGGAGGAGGAGGAAAAAGAGGUGGACACAAAAAACUACAAUCAACAGAUUACCACAUGCACCCCUCACAGAGAAGAGGUAUCUGAACUCACCCGCCUCCAGAUGACCAUUUUGAUUUCUUGUUUAAUAGGUACUGUGUUAAUCUGUUUAUUCGUAGGCUUUAUUAUUUUGGGAUUUAAAGUUAUUGGUCGAAAGAGGAACCGAACAAGAUAUCCCCAUCGGCCAAGCUCGCUGUAUUUAUCUGAAGCUGGCCCAAACUAUGGUUCCGCACGUGUGUCAGGGUCCCGGAAUCUAGGUUUCCAGGAUUCCAUACCAGCACCUUGAAAUUAAAACAAGUACUUUUAUAAAGUAACACCAUAGAUAUCACUGUGUAUUAGAAAGAUCAAUGUAUUCAAUAAGAUAUAUCAUUGUAUUAAGUAAGAUAUCUCUAUGUUUUAAAUAUGAUAGUGUGAUGUAUUAAAUAAGAUAUAUUAAUGUAUUAAUUAAGUAAGAUAUCUCAAUGUACAUUUGUAUUAAAUUAGAUAUCUCAAUGUAUUAAAUUAGAUGUCUCAAUGUAUUAAAUUAGAUGUCUCAAUGU